CUCAAGAAGUACACAAUUCACCAUGGUUAAUAAAAUGUUGGCAAUUUUACCCCUCUGCAUUUUCUUGUUCACCACACCGCCCAACUUUACGUCAGCCUGCACUUGUUCAUUGUCUCAAGAUGGAUUUCCAACCCCCCAUGUUGACUUAUCCUUAAAAUGUUCAAACUGCUCAGAAAUCCCGACCUACCCCAACGCCUCGUCCAUCACUCAGCUCGACCUCGGCGGCAAUCCGCUCGUUCACCUCACCUCAAACACGUUCUCAAAGAAAGGAUUCGUCUCCCUCAAGAAGAUCAAUUUGUCCAACUGUCGAAUCCCGGAUAUCGAUCAGGACGCCUUUCUCGGGUUACAAAUUAUUGACCACCUUGACCUCAGCUAUAAUUCCUUGUCCUCCAUCUAUUUGAAUACUACCGCCGUGAAGACCUUAAACUUGCGGGGGAAUCCGAUAAAAAAUUUGGAAUUUAAUAAACACCACCUGAAUGAGAUUGACUUGAGUAAUUGUUCGCUGGAUAGAAUUCCAUCAAAUCGCCCAUUCCUAUCCUCGUCUUUAAAAAGGAUAAACCUAGAUUCGAAUAAGUUAACUACGCUUCCCUGGUCAGAAGUGCGGGCGACUGGCAUGCGACAUAUCUCAUUAAAAGAUAAUCCUUGGAGGUGCGACUGCCACAUGAACUUUUUGAGGCAACAUCUCCGAAAUGUGUACCACAUUAAUAUUGUGGACGACGUGGUUUGUGAUUCACCCCGAAAAUUGAAGGGACUCGGGCUGGACUCGAUUACAGAUGAAAUAAUGGAUGAAUUGCCUUGUCCGCUACAAAUUACGGAAAUGGCAAGAGUUAAGAUUGAGGACAGGAUUAUGGUCAAUUGUUGGAUACAGGGCAGGCCACAACCUGUGGUCCAAUGGCAUCAGGGUACAGUGGACGUGGGGAAUUUACUGCAGAGCCAACAUGCAAAACCAACAUUUAUUAAUAUGGCAACGGGGAAACCUUACCCUUACCAUUGGAAAAGCACGCUUGAAAUUUUACCAAACAGUUCGGCUUACAAGGGCCCUUGGACUUUUUGGUGUACUGCGCAAAAUCAGUUUGAUACAGCAAGAGAACAAAUUACGGUAACUCCUCCGCGUCCACUAGAACACAUUUAUCUUCAAAUGACGACGCCGGCGCCCAAAAUAGCGUCCGGGGAAAGAAUACCGAUCGUAUCAUCGCCAAAUCAAGUCGUGUCAUCAACUCAACGUCCCAGCAUCGUUACAUUUUUAAAAACGGAGCCCAUUCUGCACCCGCCGAUCUCGAUUUCGAAUGAUUUCCAGGAGGACAUGAGCCCCACUACUGCUGACGACCCGUUUAUGAGGCAGAUGUCGAGAGUGAUUUGUACUAUAGUGGUGAUAAGCUUGCUAAUCGUGUCCUGGUGAUGCUCCAACGUCAAAUCGGAAACAGUACGACGAUAAGAGUCGAUGGAGUUUAUUUAAGCGUGCCAAUUCCGGCUGCAAGUUAUCAGAACAACAAAAUGGGAGAAGGUCCCCAUGAAGAUUUGUGUGCAAUGGUCUCUACAAAGGAAAUACUGAACUACUAAUUUAUUUAGUUCAACUAUUUUUUUCAAUUUUUAAUAUUUCUUAUCUACGUCUGCAUUUUUGGAUUCUUUAUUGAGUAUUUAGCAUGUUAAAGUUUAUUGUACUUAACUUAAACGACUUCUUAUAACAAUUAUUGUAUGUAAUGUAAAUGAAGUUAUUUCUUGCAAGAUUUUAAACACUGAUGACAACCAGACUCACAUCGUAGAUUUCGUUAUAUUGCGCAUUUUUAUGUACAAGCAUAUCAAAUUAAUUAAUUAUUAAAUGAUUUCCUUCC
Molecule: messenger RNA, 1832 nt
Organism: Folsomia candida
Lineage: Eukaryota; Metazoa; Arthropoda; Collembola; Entomobryomorpha; Isotomidae
Product: SLIT and NTRK-like protein 5
Exons: 3
Coding region: 23-1399 (458 amino acids)
Molecular function (GO): protein binding
Source: RefSeq, a predicted model, not a curated record